Scomber japonicus (chub mackerel) is the source of this 693-nucleotide messenger RNA. Its product is annotated as nanos homolog 1-like. Bases 13 to 693 code for a protein of 226 amino acids. The record is from RefSeq and is a predicted model, not a curated record. Gene Ontology annotation, molecular function: zinc ion binding; mRNA binding. NCBI's taxonomy places the organism in Eukaryota, Metazoa, Chordata, Actinopteri, Scombriformes, Scombridae. Gene Ontology annotation, cellular component: perinuclear region of cytoplasm. The transcript has a single exon. Gene Ontology annotation, biological process: negative regulation of translation; oogenesis.
AGCUCUGACAGGAUGGAUUUUUUGGACCGCGGCUACUUGGAGGCGCGGUCUCCUUAUGAUUACACCUUUAAUUUCUGGAACGACUACCUCGGCCUGUCGACACUUGUCGCCAAAAACAAGAUCAACAGCCCGUCCUGUAGUCCCAACUCUAUCACCGAGUCUCUUAAAGCGACCCUGGGCUUGGAUGAUUCUCCGGUUUGCUCCUGCGUAAUUGGGCAGGGCAGGGACAGCGAUGGACACUUGGACUGCUGCUGCGCGGCCCCGGGCUCCCCGCCGAUCUCCAUCUAUGAUCUCAAGGAGCGCAUCUCACUUCUCAGGCCGUAUGAGCAGCUCGCAGGUGAUUCGCCUCUCGCAGACAGAGAUUCACCCUCCUACAGAGGAAGUUUCCCCGGCCUGGACCUGCUCUCUAUGGACAGAAGGCGUAAACAGACUCAGAGGUGCAAGCCGGAGCCGAAGGUGUGCGUCUUCUGUAGGAAUAACGGCGCACCGGAGGAGGUUUACGGCACACACAUCCUGAAGACAGCGGAUGGCAGAGUCCUGUGCCCCAUCCUGCGGGCAUACACCUGUCCCCUCUGCAGUGCCAACGGCGACAAUGCGCACACCAUCAAGUACUGCCCGCUUUCUAAAGAUCAGCCGAGCCAGAGAUUGGCAAAGGGGGGCAGAGUGAUUGGCAAGAGGCUGAAAAUCUUCUAA